Molecule: messenger RNA, 591 nt
Organism: Fusarium falciforme
Lineage: Eukaryota; Fungi; Ascomycota; Sordariomycetes; Hypocreales; Nectriaceae
Product: N-acetyltransferase domain-containing protein
Exons: 1
Coding region: 1-591 (196 amino acids)
Molecular function (GO): N-acetyltransferase activity
Source: RefSeq, a predicted model, not a curated record
AUGGCCGGCGCCUCCACCAUCACGAUUGAACCGGGCUACCGUCCCGGUUUCCUCGCCAGGUGCCUCGAGAUGCACAUAGCUUUCUACCAUCCCUCUGUUCACUGGGGUCUAGCUUUCGAAACAUCACUCGCCAAAGAUUUUGCCGAAAUCAUCGAGAGACUUGAGAAAAACCCCCACAAUCAAGUCUGGGCUGCCGUCGAAAAUCUUCCGCCAGACGAGAACCCUGGCGUCUUUACCCAACGCAUAGUAGGGACUCUCCUGGUCGAUUCCGAAAGCCUGAAGACUACUGGAGCAGCGCAGAUACGUGGAUUCAUCGUGGAUGAGCGAGUUCGUGGCCUAGGGAUCGGAAAGAAACUCUUGGCGGCGGCUAUGGAGUUUAUCGAGAGCAACGGAUUUGACAAGGCUACGCUCUAUACGAGUGAUACCCAGGACACAGCGGUUUAUCUGUACAAGAAGGCUGGGUUCGUGGUCGAGCUGGAUGAAGAGAAGAUUGUGUGGGAGAAGCCACUGAGGGUGUUGCAGCUCACCUGGAAGCGGUCGCAGGUGGCGGACCGGGAGACCAAUGGUGUUUCUGAGGACAAAAAUAGCUAA